AUGGCCUAUGACUGCUUUGUGGCCAUCUGCAAACCCCUGCACUAUGGGACCCUCAUGGGCAGCAGAGCUUGUGUCAAAAUGGCAGCAGCUGCCUGGGCCAGUGGUUUUCUCUAUGCUCUCCUGCACACUGGGAACACAUUUUCUAUACCACUCUGCAAAGGCAAUGCAGUAGAGCAAUUCUUCUGUGAGAUUCCCCAGAUCCUCAAGCUCUCCUGCUCAGACUGCUACCUCAGGGAACUGGGACUUAUUGUGGUUAGUUCCUGUUUAGUCUUUGGGUGUUUCAUUUUCAUUGUGGUGUCCUACGUGCAGAUCUUCACUGUUGUGCUGCGGAUCCCCUCUGAGCAGGGCCGGCACAAAGCCUUUUCCAUGUGCCUCCCGCACCUGGCCGUGGCCUCCCUGUUUCUCAGCACUGCACUGUUUGCCUACCUGAAGCCCCCCUCCCUCUCCUCCCCAGCUCUGGAUCUGGUGGUGGCUGUUCUGUACUCGGUGGUGCCUCCAGCAGUGAACCCCCUCAUCUACAGCAUGAGGAAUAAGGAGCUCAAGGAUGCACUGAGGAAACUGAUUCAAUGGGUAUGA
This is a messenger RNA of Dromaius novaehollandiae (emu), 576 nucleotides long. Its product is annotated as olfactory receptor 14C36-like. Lineage: Eukaryota; Metazoa; Chordata; Aves; Casuariiformes; Dromaiidae. Bases 1 to 576 code for a protein of 191 amino acids. The record is from RefSeq and is a predicted model, not a curated record. Gene Ontology annotation, biological process: G protein-coupled receptor signaling pathway. Gene Ontology annotation, molecular function: odorant binding; olfactory receptor activity. Gene Ontology annotation, cellular component: membrane. The transcript has a single exon.